AUGACAUCUGAAAUAAAAGAAAACGAGAUUGAUACUAGCAAUGAAGGAGUUACACACCUCGAGUUUGUAGGAGAUAGGGCAUCAGAUUACGACUACGAACUAUCCGUCUCUGGUGAGAAUAUUACCCUUUUGGAAAAUUUUUUAGAGUUGGCAUGUAAUAAACAGAAAACAUCUUAUACUUCAAGCCUAAGAAGUCUCAAAAUUAUGUAUUAUUCUAGACUCUCGGAUAAUAAAAUUCUCUGUGUUCUACGCUCAUACCCAAAUAUAACCAGUUUAAAUUUUGAACAAAUCAAUUUAGUACAGUAUUUAUGGUUAACUUAUGCGAAUCUCGAAGAUAUUGUACAAUACUGCAAAGACAAGAUUAAAGAUGAACAUUAUCAAAAGUCAAUUGUGGAAUUGGAACGGGAUAUGAGAGGUAUGGCUAAAAGAUUCGGUUUGAUGGUAAGAAUAUAUGGGUUUAAAGAGAAAAUUAAUUAUCAACUGACAAACCCAGAAUUAGAUACUAAUUAUGCCAUUACCGAGUUUAUUCCACACGAUAUAAAAUAUAGAG
Molecule: messenger RNA, 550 nt
Organism: Funneliformis caledonium
Lineage: Eukaryota; Fungi; Glomeromycota; Glomeromycetes; Glomerales; Glomeraceae
Source: the annotation of a GenBank genome assembly